Schizophyllum commune H4-8 is the source of this 519-nucleotide messenger RNA. RefSeq lists its product as uncharacterized. Lineage: Eukaryota; Fungi; Basidiomycota; Agaricomycetes; Agaricales; Schizophyllaceae. The transcript has 2 exons. The coding region runs from base 1 to 519 and encodes 172 amino acids. The record is from RefSeq and is a predicted model, not a curated record.
AUGCCGCCUCUGACGCGCCUAGACAUCUCUGCGCCCAUCACGACCCGUCUCAAUCCCGACUCUCCUUUGACAGCACGACCAGACGCGUCCCCCAUAGCUCCCCGCGCGUCGCCUUUCUCGCCACCCGUGUGCCAGUCGAGCAUCAAGAUUGGUGGCCUCUCGCGCAAGACGAACAUCGACGACAUCACGCUCAUUCCCGGCGACGGUAGCGAGUUCGGAUCGUCAUGGGAUGGUUUGACGGGGGCGCACUCUAUGGAAGAGAUACAAGAGACGCCGCGCGCGUCGGGCUUGCACCGUCAAGGCAAGUCAGCGGACGAUCUUGGAGAGCAGGAUGACUCGUUGGGGCCACUGCCCAAACGAACGAUACCCUCUAUGUGGCUGAGCUCCGACCCCAAGGCCUCGCGUCCGCCACCGGAAAGCCCAUCUCGCUUGCAUCGGUUGAAAGGUUUCACGAAGCGCUAUUCGAUGUCACUGUCCAGUUUCUCGCCGUCCAAGAAGUUCAUGCCCAAUCGUACAUGA